Messenger RNA from Cooperia oncophora, 414 nucleotides. Lineage: Eukaryota; Metazoa; Nematoda; Chromadorea; Rhabditida; Trichostrongylidae. The record is from the annotation of a GenBank genome assembly.
UUGAAUGAAUUCUAUCUUUCAGACGUAGACGUUCACAUCGGGGAAUGUGCUUCCGAAGAGAUCCGUAUAGCUCGUUUCACUGGUCUGAAUUUCCCUCUUGCUGCGAGGGAAUUCAUAUACGAUCGAAAAAUCGCUGUGAUAGGAGCACGAUCGAUGAAUCCACGUGGGUAUUUCGAAAAAGGAAUGAAAAAUAUGCGACGAUUCGGCAAAGAUUUCACCUUAUACAACAAUCCUGAGACGCGCUUGGCUGGUCAACCUGGCGUGAAUGGAGUUGCAACAGCGAGAGGUCUAGCCCUGCUUUUUCAGCUUACCACAGACGGAACGCUCCUUUCAGCAGAAGGCAGAAAGAUGAUUUCCGAACCUGUGUUUCCAAACGUAUAUGACCACUCUAUUGGCGAAAGAGUCGAAAGAUAA